CUGAUAGACGGCACUGACUGGCAUCACUGCUGGGCACUGACUGGCGGCACUGACUGGCACAACCCCUGGGCCCUGACUGGUGGCACUGACUGGCAGCACUGGUGGGUGGCACUGGUGGGUGGCACUGGUGGGUGCACUGCUGGGCACAGGUGGGUGCACUGCUGGGCACAGGUGGGCGGAGCUUGCGGGUGGCACUGCUGGGCACCGAUCAUCAGGGCACUGGUCAUCAGUUACCUGAUGAUCGGUGCCGAUCCCCGCUCUGACAACUGCCGGUUCUCGGCAGUACUUUCCUCACGAUCUGACAGCGUGAGGAAAGUGCAGCCGAGAACCGGCACUUGC
Messenger RNA from Staurois parvus, 339 nucleotides. Lineage: Eukaryota; Metazoa; Chordata; Amphibia; Anura; Ranidae. The record is from the annotation of a GenBank genome assembly.